AUGGACCUCAGAAACUUGUUCUACAAUGUUUACUUGUUGUUAUUUUUCUUUAUUUUUUACUCCCCAGCAAUAGCCCAAGAUCAGCCUACGUUCCCAGAACUUGAGGAUGCUGCCCGAGCUGCGAUCAAAGAAGUACAAGAGAAGUUCCCGGAAUUUUCUGACACAUAUAUGACCGUUAUCGGCGGCCUGGGUGUCUGGAAACAUCUUCCUAAGGGACGACGAACGAUGGUGAGAAGAAGAUACUAUAUAUGUUUAUAUAUUGCUGAGAUCUCUCAUUCUAAGAUCCCUAAUAUUGCUGCAGCCUUCUACAAUCACUAUUCAAGCCAUUCUAACACCCGACUGAAGUCUCCCUUUACGCCUUCUGGAGCCAGGCGCCUCGGCCAAGUCAGACUGCCCGAGCUUCCGUACGCAACUCCCGAAGAUCUACUGGCCUUGAAAAUCAAUAGCUCUGGGCUGCGCGCUACGAUCGAAAAAAGAAGGGUGGAUGCCGCAGAUGCCGAUGCUCUUGCUGAGAUGCUUCUGAGCAGGGGGCCCAUUGUCCUCACUCCCGAGCAGAGAAGGGCCGCCCAAGGUGGACUUGAAGAUCUGCUAAAGUAUAGCACCAAAGAUGAGGCGUGGUGGAGAAGGGCCCUGCAGCUCUAA
Trichophyton benhamiae CBS 112371 is the source of this 642-nucleotide messenger RNA. RefSeq lists its product as uncharacterized. The coding region runs from base 1 to 642 and encodes 213 amino acids. The transcript has 2 exons. The record is from RefSeq and is a predicted model, not a curated record. NCBI's taxonomy places the organism in Eukaryota, Fungi, Ascomycota, Eurotiomycetes, Onygenales, Arthrodermataceae.